ACAUAUUACCACUCUUUGAAAUUUGAGUCUUACCAAAAAGGAGGUUUCUCUCUCUUUUUCUCACAGGAAAAAUAGGGGAAGAAGAAGAAGAAGAAUCCAUGGAGUUUCUCUCACUACACCACACCAGAAAUGGAGAUUAGCAAAAAGGGAAAAUACCCACAUUACUAUUACCAAUGGGCAAAGUAGAGGAAGAAAAUCAACUACCAAUAUCAUCAGUAGGUGCAAACAGUACAGACCAAAAUGUAGAGAAUAGGUGUGGAAGAUUCAGUAGGUGGGUUAAGUUUAGAUGUGUACUUGCUUUGCUGUUUGGUGGAGCUGUAUUGCUGUCUGCUGUGUUCUUGUUGCCAAUUUUUCAUAAUGGAGAUCUUGGGGAUCUAGAUCUAGACCCCAAGUUUAGAGGUCAUGACAUAGUAGCCAGUUUCAUGCUUGAGAAGCCAGUUUCUUUGAUGAAGGAUUAUAUCGUGCAACUUGAGGAUGAUAUUUUUGAUGAAAUAAGUGUUUCCAACACCAAAGUGGAGAUAAUAUCAUUAGAAAAUAUAGCUGGAUCAAACAUAACAAGGGUUAUCUUUGCGGUUGAUUCUGAUAUGAAAAAUAUGAGGAUCUCUCCAACUGCUCUGAGUUUAGUCAGAUCCGAUCUUGAAACUGUAAUUACUCACCAGUCAUUUCUGCGCCUGACGCCAUCUUUGUUUGGGGAUCCUUUUUCUUUCGAUGUGCUGAAACUCAGAGGAGGGAUUACAGUGAUCCCUAAACAAAGUGUAUUCCUUAUGCAAAAUGUGCAGAUCCAAUUCAACUUUACAUUGAACUCCUCUAUUGAUGAAAUUCAAGAUAAAUUUGAUGAACUAACAAGCCAGCUGAAAUCAGGGGUACAUCUUGCAUCAUACGAGAACUUAUAUAUCAAGUUGACUAAUACAAGGGGUUCGACAGUGGAUCCUCCCACUAUUAUCCAGUGUCAAGUUUUUUUAGCAGUUGGGAUUCCUUCCAAUUCUAGGUUGAAGCAGUUGGCUCAGACCAUUGGUUCUAAUUCUAAAAACCUUGGCCUAAAUAACACCGUAUUUGGGAGGGUUAAACAAGUUAGCCUGUCUUCUAUUUUACAACAUUCUCUUGGUGGUAAUGGCGGCAGUCCUUCACCUUCUCCUGCCCCUCAACCUUAUCACCACCAUCAUCACCAUCACCACCAUAGCCACCACCACCACCAAGGUUCAAGUGUUGCUCCUGCAAUUUCACCUGCUCCGAGGGCUGAGAAAGGUGGAUCAAUUAGACGGAAAGUUUCACCAGUGCCAGCAUCUGUACCAGUGCUUGCCCCUGCCCCUGUACAUCCAACUCACAAACGUCAUAAGGCCCAACCUCCUUGUCAUUUUGGGAGAUACCCAAGGAAGGCAAAGAGAAAUCCUCCUGCACCACCACCUUCUGUUCAAGCACCAGUCCCUGCACCUCACAUUGCUCCGUCACCACAUCAACAAACACAUGCUCCAACUCCUAUCCUGCACAAAAUCCCUGUAUCAAGCCCAUUGCCCUCUGUAGUGUAUGCUCAUGCGCAGCCUCCUCCAAGGACACCUUCAGUUGCAGAACCUCCACACAGAACACCUUCUGUUUCAAACUUGAUAUCUUCAUCUUCACCAGGUAUCUAUUCUUCAAACUGGUGGGUGUUCCCGCUGUUUCUACUUCUUGUACCACUUAUAUAGCAGCAAAAUGAAGGAUUUUCCUCCCUCUAGUCGCCGAAAUCUGCCUCUCCAGUAUGAAAAUGAGUUCCACGUAACGUCUCAUCCAAGGCUGAGGGAAACUAAAUUUGAGGAGCUUUGCAAAGAGGGAACAAUGCCAAAAGGGCGUCCCUCGCACCCAAAUGAAUAUAUGUGGUUGUUUGUACUUGUAAAUACUGUAUCGAAGAUUCAGUACCGCGAUGCAUUUUCAGGUUUAAGUCACAGAGGUGACAGGCCUGUAAUGACAUGCAUUACCACUGUUAUGUAUGAUACCUCUUGCGCAAGUGUAAAGAGGUGAAAAAAAAAACUCAACAAAUGUAUAACAAUGCCUUUUUGUUUCUAAUAUAA
Molecule: messenger RNA, 2045 nt
Organism: Solanum dulcamara
Lineage: Eukaryota; Viridiplantae; Streptophyta; Magnoliopsida; Solanales; Solanaceae
Exons: 5
Coding region: 174-1682 (502 amino acids)
Source: RefSeq, a predicted model, not a curated record